AUGGCGGAUGACGCUCAGCUGGAUUUGUUGAACCACAAGCUGCAGCUCCAGCAGGUGGAAGCAGCUUUGGAGUUGGACAAAGAUAAUGAAGAUUUAAAAGCACUCAAACAUGAUCUUGAAGAAGUCAUUAAAUUGUCGGUGGAGUUACUAGGCAAGGCUGCUGACACUAAUGAAGUACAUUGGAACGUUGGUGACCAGUGUAUGGCAAUGUAUUAUAAAGCCACUAUUCUCGAAUUCCUCGGGGAUACGAACUGUGUGGUGAACUUCGAUGCUUACAACACCACCGAUGUUUGUCAGUUGGUGCACCUGAAACCGCUAACGACAGUUGCCCCGAUUGUGAAGAAGAAAAGUCGAGAUAUCAAAGCUCGCCAGAUUGAAAAGAAGAAACUUAAGAAACAAAAGUUGUUGCAACGUGAGGAGGAAAUCGAAGCUACCUGCGAGAGCGAAAAAAAUCGCUGGCUCAACUUCAGUAAAAAGAUGAUCAAGACCGGCAAAACAAAGAAGAGUAUUUUCGCAUCACCCGAUGCUCCAGACGGCCGUGUGGGCGUCGGCACUUGCGGCAUUGGUGGUCGUCCCAUGACCAAAUUCACCGUAUCCAAUUACAGUCGCAAAGUAUGA
Echinostoma caproni is the source of this 618-nucleotide messenger RNA. The record is from the annotation of a GenBank genome assembly. Lineage: Eukaryota; Metazoa; Platyhelminthes; Trematoda; Plagiorchiida; Echinostomatidae.